Molecule: messenger RNA, 1545 nt
Organism: Impatiens glandulifera
Lineage: Eukaryota; Viridiplantae; Streptophyta; Magnoliopsida; Ericales; Balsaminaceae
Product: UDP-glucose 4-epimerase GEPI48-like
Exons: 9
Coding region: 228-1277 (349 amino acids)
Biological process (GO): rRNA processing; galactose metabolic process
Cellular component (GO): cytosol
Molecular function (GO): RNA binding; UDP-glucose 4-epimerase activity
Source: RefSeq, a predicted model, not a curated record
UAUAAAUGCAUAUCAGUUCACAUUCAUCGUCAUCAUCAUCGAAGGCUAUAUAUAUAGAUAGCCAGGGUUCAUCUGUCCAUGCCGAUUCUCCUGUCGAUCGUUUUCUCAGAUCUCCAUAGUCUUCUCCAGUCUACGCUCAUUCUUCUCAUUAAUUUAAUACAUCAAACUUUAUACGCAUAUCCUUCAUUAUUAUUGCUUGCCGCAUCAAUUUCAUUUUGACUCUUUCCAUGGCAAACAAAAUUCUCGUUACGGGCGGUGCCGGUUAUAUUGGAAGUCAUACGGUUCUUCAGUUAUUGCUCGGUGGCUACCAGGUUGUCGUCGUCGAUAACCUUGAUAACUCCUCCGAUGUUUCAAUCAAGCGCGUUCAAGAGAUCGCCGGCAACAAUGGCUCCAAUCUUGUCUUCCAUAAGAUGGACCUCCGUGAUAAGCCAGCAUUGGAGAAAAUUUUCGAUUCAACAAAGUUUGAUGCUGUCAUACAUUUUGCUGGAUUAAAAGCAGUUGGUGAAAGUGUGAAGAAACCCUUGUUGUAUUUUAACAACAACCUUAUUGGCACGAUCUAUCUAUUGGAAGUCAUGGCUUCUCAUGGGUGCAAAAAGCUGGUCUUUUCAUCAUCAGCCACUGUUUAUGGUUGGCCUAAGGAGGUACCUUGCACAGAAGAAUUUCCUCUUUCUGCUGCUAACCCAUAUGGAAGGACCAAGCUUUUCUUAGAGGAAAUAUGUCGAGAUCUCUACAAUUCUGAUUCUGGGUGGAAAAUUAUGCUGCUGAGAUACUUCAAUCCUGUGGGUGCACAUCCUAGUGGCAAAAUUGGUGAAGAUCCUCGUGGUAUCCCGAACAAUCUGAUGCCUUUUGUACAACAAGUUGCGGUUGGUAGGCAGCCUGCUUUAACUAUAUAUGGAACUGACUAUGUAACAAAGGAUGGUACAGGGGUUCGUGAUUACAUCCAUGUAGUUGAUUUGGCUGAUGGUCAUAUUGCGGCUCUGAACAAGUUAUCUGAUCCUUCUGUAGGUUGUGAAGUGUAUAAUCUAGGAACUGGGGAAGGAACAUCAGUUCUGAAUAUGGUUGCAGCAUUUGAGAAGGCUUCUGGAAAGAAAAUACCUCUGGUGUUUGCGGGGAGAAGAGGUGGUGAUGCUGAAAUUGUGUAUGCGUCGACAGCUAAGGCAGAGAAGGAGUUGAAAUGGAAGGCAAAAUAUGGGAUCGAGGAGAUGUGCAAAGAUCAGUGGAACUGGGCCAGCAAGAACCCUUAUGGAUAUGAAUCCCCCGAGAAUGGUCACCAUUAGUCUUACAGAGUGUAAUCUUCUUGUGAUACUGUGAUACAAGUCUCUUGUAUCGUCGUCUAGUUAUUGACUGUUAAAAAAAGGAGCUAGAAAGGUUAAAAAAAAUGCAGAAAGUAAAUGCAUAGGUGCUGUAGUUUACUUAAUAAUAUGAAGAAGAAGAAAAGGAGGAGUUGGAGAAGAUGUCUUUAUUCGUUCUAUUACAGUUAAUCUAAAGUUACAUUAUCAUAUUAUUUUAUAAUGGAAUAUUCUUUUUAGAACAAACUUGGAAUUA